AUGCAGGGCAAGGAAAUCAGAAUCACUGCACUCUUGGUGUUGGACACCAUCUUUCUUCUUUUGGAGGCCGGUGUCGGCUACACCGUCCAGUCGUUGGCGCUUGUUGCUGAUGCCUUCCACAUGUUGAACGACAUCAUCUCGCUAGUCGUUGCCCUUUGGGCAGUGAGAGUGAAGAAGCUGAAACCAGCGGAUGGUUCUUACACUUAUGGCUGGCAGAGAGCAGAGAUAUUGGGUGCGUUGAUCAACGCUGUUUUCCUUUUGGCCUUGUGCUUCACCAUCAUCAUCGAGGCCAUCAAUCGUUUUUUUAACCCACCAGAAAUCUCAUCGCCCAAAUUGGUGUUGGCAGUUGGUUUCGCAGGCUUGAUCAGUAACUUUGUUGGGUUGGUGCUUUUCCACGAGCACGGCCACUCUCACGGCGGCGGGGGCCACUCUCACGGAGGAAGCGGUCACAGUCACUCACACGAAGUUGACGAGGAAGAGACUGUGGGCGGCGAAGAAACGCCCACGUCGAACAUUUCAGACUUUUUCCCUGACAACGUGGUUGAAAGAUUUAACGAGAGGUCUCCUUUAGUGAAUAAGGACAGCCACAACCAUCAGCCUCAAAAGCAGAAGAAGAAGAAGUCUAUGAACAUGGAAGGUGUGUUCUUGCACGUUUUGGGUGACGCCUUGGGUAACGUUGGCGUGAUCAUCACUGCCUUGUUUAUCUGGAAGACUGACUACACGUGGAGAUUCUACAGUGACCCAUUGGUAUCUCUUGUCAUUACUGCCAUCAUUUUCUCCUCUGCUUUGCCUCUUUGCAGAAAGUCUUGUAAAAUUUUGUUGCAGGCGACUCCUCCAAGCUUGGACCCCAAUGUAAUUGCCGAGGAGAUCACCGUAUUGCCGACAAUCAAAUCCAUUCACGAUUUCCACAUAUGGAACUUGAACGAGGACUUCAUGGUUGCUUCUUUACACUUGGAACUAAACGAGUCCCCGGAAACUGGUGUUCAGGACCCCAAGGGUGAAGGUAUCAUCAACAAGAACGCUUUUGUAGAGACGGUGGCCCAGGUGAGAAGGCUCUUGCACAAGUAUGGUAUUGACUCCGUCACCAUCCAGCCUGAGUUCCCCAGACAAAUCCAAAGACAGUCGAGUACUCUUUAUGGAACUGCCAAAACAAGUGCUUCAUGCGCCUAA
This is a messenger RNA of Candidozyma auris, 1170 nucleotides long. RefSeq names its product Zn(2+) transporter. Bases 1 to 1170 code for a protein of 389 amino acids. The record is from RefSeq and is a predicted model, not a curated record. NCBI's taxonomy places the organism in Eukaryota, Fungi, Ascomycota, Pichiomycetes, Serinales, Metschnikowiaceae. Gene Ontology annotation, biological process: zinc ion transmembrane transport; intracellular zinc ion homeostasis. Gene Ontology annotation, molecular function: zinc ion transmembrane transporter activity. Gene Ontology annotation, cellular component: fungal-type vacuole membrane. The transcript has a single exon.